AUGAGAAUACACAGUUCAGAUUAUACAAUUCCUUAUUAUCAAGUUUAUAAUGGAAAGUCAAAAUAUUGUUUAAAAGGAAGGUUAGUUAUGGGGCAUUCAAGAAUAACGUUUGCUUUAUCUUUUAUAUAUUUGAAUAUUCUUUCUAUAAUUUAACUAUUCAGAAUAGAUCCAAAAUGGGAAGUAUUUUUUGUAGAAAUAAUAUUAAUCUUUCUAACAGAUAUUUUCAUGAUUUUAACUGUGUUUAGUGACCCAGGUUUAAUACCUAGAAUAAAUUCUUAAUUUUAAAAAGUAAUAUAUUAAUUGAUUAAGGUAUACUGAAUGUUAUCUUAUACCAUUUAAAUAAAAAUCUACAACUGAAUUAAUAUUAGUGAGUUAAAUAAAAGUAAGUGAAUUCAAAUUUUGUGAUACAUGUAAAAUUUAUAAAACAAGCACAACUGCACAUUGUAGAAGAUGUGAUAAUUGUGUUUAAGGAUUUGAUCAUCAUUGUGUAUGGCUAGGAUAAUGCAUAGGAUAAAGAAAUUAUAGAUACUUUUAUUUAUUUAUAUUGUUAUUAACUAUUAUGCUUACCUUAUUUUUUAUAGUACAAAUAUAACAUAUGACUCAUAUGAAUAAUUACUUUAUAAUUGAAUUCAUAAUUUACACUCUAAAAACAUUUGGAUUUCUUUUAUUUUCAACUUAUUUAUUGAUUUUGCAUACUUAUUUUAUUUUUACUAAUAAAACUACUUAUGAAUAUUUAAUAAUAAAUAGAUUUGUCAUUAAUUAUCAUAACUUAUUAUUUUAUUAAGGAUAAGCAAUUUUAUUAUAGAGAAGAUUGACUAGAUUGUAUUAAAGUGUUUGGUAAAAAUUAAUAAAACCAAAACGAUCUUAAUUCAUAUCAUUUACAUCUAAAGUAUUUUUUAUAUAGAAAAUAUAGGUGUAUUUUGAAGUACCUUCAUAUGUUGAAUAAUAAAGAGUCCAAUAAAAGAUAUAAUUUAUAUAUAAUGAUACAAUAGAUAAAAAAUAAUUAGAUGAAAAGACAAAAACAUAUUAAAGUGAAUUAUGUAGUGUUUAAUAGAAUAGAUAUAUGUAAACUUAAAGAUAAAAAGAGACCUCUUUAGUUUAGUAAGAAUUUGAUUUCAGAUUUUUUAAAGUGGAAUCAGAAAGCAAUGGUGAAUAGAUUAAUUAACUUUCUUGUUAAUCGAGGGAAGAAAAAUAAGAUGUAAAAAUAUUUGGAUUAUCUAAAUCAGAAAAUAUUGGAUAUAAUAAAUAGAAAGAUUUGUAAAAGGAGGAAUAAAUUAUAUUUGGUAAUUAGUUUAAUGAUACUUAAUUCAAUAAAAUUGAUAAUUUGGGAUGA
Messenger RNA from Paramecium pentaurelia, 1333 nucleotides. Lineage: Eukaryota; Ciliophora; Oligohymenophorea; Peniculida; Parameciidae. The record is from the annotation of a GenBank genome assembly.